Molecule: messenger RNA, 1027 nt
Organism: Sycon ciliatum
Lineage: Eukaryota; Metazoa; Porifera; Calcarea; Leucosolenida; Sycettidae
Product: ras-related C3 botulinum toxin substrate 1-like
Exons: 7
Coding region: 134-712 (192 amino acids)
Biological process (GO): engulfment of apoptotic cell; cortical cytoskeleton organization; small GTPase-mediated signal transduction
Cellular component (GO): cell projection; cytoplasmic vesicle; cytoskeleton
Molecular function (GO): GTPase activity; GTP binding; protein kinase binding
Source: RefSeq, a predicted model, not a curated record
CGUGAUCAGAGUCGGUCAGUGGCGCGCAAGUUGACAGGAUCUGAUUUAGCUUCUUGUUGGAUGAGGAAGAGAUUGGAGAGCUCUUUGUGAUUUACAGUUCUUCCGGGUGAGAGCUAGUCUCCGAGAGCCAAUCAUGCAGGCGAUUAAAUGCGUCGUUGUCGGGGACGGUGCUGUCGGAAAAACUUGCCUGCUGAUCAGCUACACCACCAAUGCUUUCCCCGGCGAGUACAUUCCAACAGUUUUCGACAACUACUCUGCCAAUGUUAUGGUAGAUGGCAAACCCAUCAAUCUUGGAUUGUGGGAUACGGCUGGUCAGGAAGAUUACGACCGUCUCCGACCCCUCUCUUACCCUCAGACAGAUGUAUUUUUAAUUUGCUUCAGUAUUAUCAGCCCAGCAUCGUAUGAAAAUGUGAAGGGAAAGUGGUAUCCAGAAGUGUCACAUCACUGUCCCAAUGUCCCCAUUAUCCUCGUCGGUACUAAGCUCGAUUUGAGAGACGACAAGGAGACAAUCGACAAGCUUCAGGAAAAGAAGCGCGCGCCAAUCACAUACCCCCAGGGCCUGCAGUUGUUGAAGGAGAUCAACGGCACGAAGUACCUGGAAUGCUCCGCCCUGACCCAGCAAGGUCUAAAGCAGGUCUUCGAAGAGGCCAUCCGUGCAGUGCUCAACCCGCCAGUGAAGACAACUAAAAAGAAGGGAUGUCUUCUCUUAUAGAACAUCAUCCUCUACGCUAGUCUUUCUGUUCCCGUCGUCUGUGUGUGCGCGCUUUUUUUUCUCGUGCUUCUUUUCAGGUAGAAUGUUUAAAUUUAUCUGCCAUACAUCAUCAUCAUCCUAAUGUUCAGAUGCUCUGCGUGUGCAUUCCUAAUCUGCUGGUUCGUGCUCCUUCGUUCUUCUCCAUAGUUUUUCCAUGCCUCCCUGCUAAUGUUUAGUGUGCGGGUCUAUAUACUCGCAAUACACAGCUGUGGAAAACUCGAUAAAUCAGUCUCGUGUAAGUGGCGAGAGUUGUCAAAUACACUAAAACACAACCGA